Columba livia (rock pigeon) is the source of this 4419-nucleotide messenger RNA. It is a transcript of the gene NIPAL2, whose product is annotated as NIPA like domain containing 2. The record is from RefSeq and is a predicted model, not a curated record. Bases 1356 to 2459 code for a protein of 367 amino acids. Gene Ontology annotation, molecular function: magnesium ion transmembrane transporter activity. Gene Ontology annotation, biological process: magnesium ion transport. Lineage: Eukaryota; Metazoa; Chordata; Aves; Columbiformes; Columbidae. Gene Ontology annotation, cellular component: membrane. The transcript is spliced from 11 exons.
UACAGGACUCACUGGAGCUGAGAUCACAGAAACUGGUAUUUCAAGUUAGGCCACACACAUGAACAAAACAUUUAUUGUUAUAAGGCAAGGAUUGGUAUUUUGGAGAGUUAUAUCAUCAUCUAACUGAAGCACUACCUUGCCACUUCUGCCUUUCCUAUGUCACCACUAGCUGAAUUCAUAUAACAUCCUUGUGGCUAAUGCAGCCAUUGAUUAUGUAGUCAAGUAGGAGAGCAUUAAUUUAACUUCAGUUUCUUUCUUGUAAUUGCAUGUUUCUUCCAUUUUUGAACAAGUUAAUCAUACUGAGGGGCUGUAUUCACAUUUCUCUCUCUGCAGUCAACUUUGCUGCUGUGCAUUUCUAUGAGGUAUCAUACCUCCUUGCCUGCUGGAAGCUCAAUCCCCAGCCUGCUCUCCUGCAUGAUUAUUGUCUUCUCUCUUGAUGCAUCUUGCUGACAGUAGGACCACCAGUCUUACUGGAACUAAGCAAUCAACCCCACUUCUUAAGAGGAGCAGAAAACUCAGCUGUAGCAGGUGGUAGAAUAACUACCUGCUGAGUUUUCUGCUACACUAAUUGUCAGGACUUUGGACGUUUUCAAGCCCAGCUGCCCAACAGGAUAAACUAAUACAACCCAAUACUUCCAAAGUACAGUACAAGCUCUCUGGAUUGCAAGCAGUUUUCUUGUCCAGAGCCUGAAAAUGCAGUGGCUUAGUUCUUCCUUUCUAUGCUUCUCUAGAAGACUAUUUUUGUCUCCCAUGUAAUAAUGCCAAGCUCCUACCUUGCUAGCUCCUACUUUCCCUUUUAAGGAGCUUUUCUAGUUGUUAUUUUCCCCAGAGAGCUUAAGUGAUCAAAUAAAAACUAACUGAAUGAAGGGACAAAGCUGCAGCUUCGGAACAGACCCAUGGCCUGAAAUCUCUGCAAAAAGUGAUUUAGGAAAUACUUCCAGCUCUGUCAACCUAGCAGUGACGAAUUAAUAAUUGACCAUUAGAUUUUGGCACUGAUUUGAAGGAGUUAAAUUCCCAGGCUGCCUUUUCAGAGCAGGGUGGGGCAUUGGGGAAGUCAGAGGGAGGAAAAAAAGGCACCUGAAUGCCCUGGGAGGGAGCAGCAAAACCUUCUGCCAAGAUCCCCUUACUCUUCUAUGCUGCAAACACUCCCCAGCUGAGGGUGUCCUGGUGCCUACAGAAGACGCAACCCCCCCGGCCACACACACCUGACGGGGGCUGACUAGCCCUGGCAGCUGUUCCCCCACUAGGAAGCCAGUGCCACGUCCCGGUUCUGCUCACAUCUCCUCACAGCCACCCAACCCCACUGGUGUGACAGCACAUGGCAUGGCCAGUGACCAAGGCGUGAAGCCAGGGACAUGGACAUCCUCCCUGAUUCAGAGUGGGCAUUCUGGAAUACGUCCUUUGGGGGUUCGGGCACUGGGAGCGGGACCCUCUCUGGCCCCUGGUACAGAACACACAAGACUCAGCUCUUAGGAGUUGUACUUGCUGCUGCUGCAAAUUUUCUGAUUAGUGUCUCUUUGAAUAUACAGAAAUGCGCUCAUCUCCGAUUGGCUUGCGAAGCAGAGCCGAAGCCCUACUACAUGAGCAGACUGUGGUGGUGUGGAAUUACCCUCCUGGGGCUCGGAGAGGUGGGCAAUUUCACAGCCUAUGGAUUUGCUCCCAUUUCCCUUGUUGCUCCACUGGGAUGUGUAUCUGUCAUAGGUAGUGCAUUUAUUUCUGUCUUAUUCCUAAAGAAGACCAUGAGGGCUGCUGAUAUAUUGGGAGGAACACUGGCAGUAACAGGGACAUACUUGUUGGUGACAUUCGCUCCAAAUACACCCCAAGAACUCACAGCAAGACGAGUACAGAAUUACUUAGUGAGCUGGCCUUUUUUGGUAUAUUUGAUCUUAGAAAUUAUAAUAUUCUGCAUUCUCCUCUAUUUUUACAAAAGAAAGGCUGUGAAGCACAUCGUGGUUUUGUUAAUGAUGGUAGCACUACUGGCAUCCCUGACUGUCAUUGCUGUAAAGGCUGUGGCCAGCAUGAUAACACUCUCUGCGAAGGGGAAAAUGCAGCUAACUUAUCCUGUUUUCUAUAUCAUGAUUGUUUUAAUGGCAACUUCUUGUGCUUUCCAAGUCAAGUUCCUGAGUCAAGCAAUGCAUCUGUACGAAGUGACAGCAGUCGUGCCCAUUAAUUUUGUAUUCUUCACCAUCAGUGCCAUUAUUUCAGGGGUCAUAUUUUAUCGGGAAUUCCAAAGUGCAGCUUUGCUGAGCGUGUUCAUGUUUCUGUUUGGGUGUCUUCUAUCUUUCCUUGGUGUAUUUGUAAUUGAAAGAAGUAAAAAAGAGGAGCAUUUACAUAGUCCUUUUAUUGACUGUGGACAUAUUCCUGGACAAAAAUUGACAGGCAAAGUACAACCAGAUUAUCACAGUUCACGCUAUGGCACUUUGAAUAAUGAAGAUAACUCGGUGAAAAGUCAAAGCUGAAAGAAGAAAGCACCUUGCAUGCCAAUCAACAGGAGAAACGCCACUGGAACAAGGAUCAACAGCACCUUUUUGUCAGACAUAUUCAAAUAUAUGUUGAACUCCUGUGUGUUGAUGAGUCAUGGUAUUAUUUAAUCCUACUUAAUUUAUCCCAUGGCUCUCCCAAAUGUGUUCUGAAGAUAAAGGAAGCCUUAAGAAAAAUUAAAUAACCAUUAAUGAAACAGAACUUUCUUCUAGUAUCAAUGCCUCUUGGGGGUAUUUUUAGAGUAUUAAUUGCUUUGAAAAGCAAACAGGCACAGGACGUGAUUAUAAAAAUUCCCCUUUGAAACUCCCUAAGUCUGUAUAGAUGUUUAAAGCCAAAGGUGGCAAAUGAGAAGAAUUUUCAUAAGUGACUUCAAAGCAUUUUGUUAUAUGUAUAAUGCCUUUAAAAAUAUGUUCCUUCCUGUUCAGGAGUCAAAACCAUGUGCAUAUAUACAGUAUACAUAAAGAUGUACAAACAAUGUAUAGGGGGAAAACUCUGGUUAUCUUUUGCCAUCAGAUCAAUUCUCUUAUCUUCCAAGGAAACAAAUAUUUGUGUGAGGAGGGGGAUGGAAGAGAGCAUUUGCCAUGUACAUAGUCAGGCACACACAUGCACACAUUUGUGGUACCCAGCCAAGGCAGAGCUAGGGAACCACACUUGACAUUUUACAUCUUCCCAGGAGAGUCCUGCACACUGCGCUGGACUGGGCUGGGCUAUAAUAUCUGCUAGUAUAGCCUGGGAUUUAGCCUCUGUUUUCUGGAAAAUGAGGUUUUAAUAAAGAACCUGCAAAGUUCCCCAAAAGGAAUGGAGUAGCCAGGCUCCCUCCCUUGAUGUCUCUUGGAAAAAUACUCCUAAAAAAGAAAAGCAGGACACCUCCUGCCUACUUUCCUAAACCACUGGUAAUCCUGGAUGAGGGAAGGCUCACAGGAUCACAAAGAGUCACAGUAACAGUACAAUUUUUCCUUCAUUAAGUUGUAGUGUCUCCACACUGAUUUGAAGAGCCAGCAGUGGUGGGAACCAUGGCAAUACAGGCUUUGUGUCCAGCUUUCUGUGUCCCCCAGUCCCAGCCUCCUGGCCAGAAAGCUUCUUCUGGACAUUCACUGUGGGUCCACCUACCCCUGCCUGGUAGCGCAGAUCUGCCUCAGCCACCACAGUGGGGGCCAGACACCUCCUUUGCACAAACAAGUGAAAAGUGCUCUUGAGAAGUGUCUGUGUUUUAGACAAGAUACUUCUUUCAGGUUUGAAUUACUCUGCAGUAUGGAUAGUGGCCAUGGGCUGUGUGUAUUUUGUUCUGGGGGAUAUGAAGAAAUCAGAUCUCUUUUUUUUCCCCCUAGUAAUUGUUUAUUUCACUUCAAAGUAAGCACAGUUGAAGAUCUGUGAGACAGUUUCAUUUCAAACCCUACAAAACACACACAGAACUGUGUUUUUUCCUAUGCAGCAGCAUCCGGGGGUCUGGGGCGUGGGGCAGGGGGUUGUGGAGUUUUUAUCCAACGUGGAUCUUUUCCAGCUGGCAUAGGACAAGACUCUGUGUCUGCACCUCACUUAUACCAGCUGCUUGGCUGUGGCCUUCCUUUACCCUCUUACAGCUUGAGUUCAAGUUUCUGAAGCUUAAAAUUAAAAACAAACAAAACUAAGGACAUUCUUUUUGUAUGCUUUCUCCAGGGAACAAGGGCACGCCUCUAUCUUUUUUUUGCAAGUCAAAUUUAAGCCACUUUCAAAGUCUCAAGUGAGAGUAUCUGCUAAGGAUGGAAAUAUGAGCCUUACAGUUCUCCAUUUUGUGACCUGAGAAACAAAUGUAUGAAAGGAUUUGGGUUUACUUCUUUUUUAAAUUAUUGGCCUUGGGCAUCUUUCUGAUGGCUGUUUCCAUGAUUCUGAAGGGCUGGAGGACAUAAGGGUUACCAUGUAUAGUAUUUUCUCUUAAAAGCAGGAAAUCAAAAAUAAAAA